Molecule: messenger RNA, 1710 nt
Organism: Rotaria socialis
Lineage: Eukaryota; Metazoa; Rotifera; Eurotatoria; Philodinida; Philodinidae
Source: the annotation of a GenBank genome assembly
AUGGACGGUCAAGAUUCUCACCUUCUUGCAACAACAACAUUAAGUAUGACAUCAAUGGAAGCACGCGAGCGAUUACACGCAAUAAUGACAAGUGAUAUGGCUGAGGUAAUUGAGCAAAUUGGUCAAACAUUAGAAGCGUGUAAUCUGAAAAGGGCUCGACUUCUUCAACGACUUGAUGAAGUUUCGAGAGCAGUCGAAGCUGUUCGAAAUGAAUGUGGAUGUAUUGAUACAACUAUUGCGAGUAAGGUACUCAAUUUAAAUAAAAUAGCUACACAAAUUGUUCAACAAAUGGCUCUUGUAAACAUUCCUGAUCCACCACCACCAGUUGAACCAUUGCCUCCACCCAUUGUUGAAAUUGAUCUGACUGCUGUUCAUACUCGUUUGACUGGUCUCGAUCAUAUGGUUUCUGAUUUAACUAAACUUAUUCUUGAAAAAGAAGAAACUGUUCUUUAUGUUAUUAAUAAACGGCCAGGCACUGGAGAAAUUACAACAAGUGUCCAUUCACCUAUGCGAUCAGGAGAUGUACGGCACAAAAACGAAGAGCAUGUUCAAGAUCAAAUGACAACGCUUCAAACCAUAGUACGAAGUAUUCAAAGUGAAGAUCAGAAUAACGCAAAAGAAAUUCAACGGCAUAGAUUUCAUCUUCACCAUCGUCAAGCAAGACAAUUGCCGCAUAUACUUCCACCAUUUGAUGAUGAAGAAGAAAGUAGUCAUAUCAAUGGACAACAAAAUGGCCAUCACAUCCAUCAUCAUGUUGAUGAAGAUGAUGAAACAUCACGUGGUUCCGAUCAAACAACUGUAGGACCAUGUACAUUGUGUCUGCAAGAAAGGACAGAAGAAACUACUAAACGAUCGAAUGAUCGUCGUUCAGUUACUAGUAGUAAUUAUACCGAUCGAUCUUCUAGUUUACCUGCUACGUCUGCUGAUGGUGCUGUAAGUAGCAAUCGUGGUUUAGGUGAAGCAUUAGCUUCAAAUGGUAAAGAAAUAAUUUAUUAUGAUUAUGAACGAGAAAUGAUCUGUAUGGCAGAUGUCGAAGGAUAUUCAAUCAAAUUUCAACAUGGCUUAAUUGUUGAUUUAUGCUGGUGGCCAUUAAAUAGUCAAUGGUUAAUAUUAAGUGAACAAGGUUUAUAUCGAUGGAAAGCAGGUGAAAAUGAAUAUUAUGAUGCCUACGAAUUUUCCAAUGGUGAAAUUGGCUUUCGACGUAUUGCUGUAACGAGUACAAGUGUAUUUUGUUUAUUUCGAUAUAGUCUUAUGUUACUUGAAUUAUCGAAUGCUAUGCAAAUGAAACGUCUUCAUGCGCUUGCACCACCGGAGACACGAUAUCGAAAAUUAGCGGAUAUAUCUGUUAGAAAAAUUUUACAAGAAGAUGGCAGCGAAGAAGAUGUACUAGGUUUAAUUUGGUUUGGUAGUGGACCAGGCAUUUUGCUCGAAGAACGACACGUGUCACUUCAAGCAAAUAAUAUGCAUGAACGUUUAUUUCGUCAUGUACCUAUUCAGCAUGGUCGUUACGCACGUUUAUCUUCGUAUGAAGAUGGUCGAGCAUGGUUAAUAAGUAACACUGGUGCCGAUGUUUUCUGGAUUGUUGACAAUAUGCAUGUGCCUGUUGGUCAACGGGAAGCAUCAGCAACAUGGGUUAAAGUUAGCAGUGGUACACCGAUUAGAUAUUAUUUACAAAUGACAUCAACAUUUUUUCAUUCGACUAUACGAUAG